Molecule: messenger RNA, 2100 nt
Organism: Sarcophilus harrisii (Tasmanian devil)
Lineage: Eukaryota; Metazoa; Chordata; Mammalia; Dasyuromorphia; Dasyuridae
Gene: OTOP3
Product: otopetrin 3
Exons: 7
Coding region: 233-1924 (563 amino acids)
Biological process (GO): proton transmembrane transport
Cellular component (GO): membrane
Molecular function (GO): proton channel activity
Source: RefSeq, a predicted model, not a curated record
UAUUGGCUGCUCUUCCCGGACCAGGGAAAUCUCGGGCGGUAUAAUUAAUGAGGGAUUAAUGAGAUUUCCAAAGUCAACAGGAAAAAUCGAUGCGCCGCUGGGAUUGAGCCAGCGGGCGCGCAGUCCAGCUCAGUGAGAGGGUCCAGGGGCAUAGGUUGGGGUAGCAGGGGAGGCUAGAGACACACCUGGACGGAGCAGCCCAAUUCCUUCCAGCUGUUGUUAGUCCGCCACGAUGACAGCUCGAGUCCCAGACCCUCGGGAGAGCCCAGAAACUGCAGCUAAGGAGAAUGAGAAGGAAGUGGGGGGCUCUGGCCCCAGAAGGGAUAAAUCAUGGUUAGUGCGGCACUUCUCCCUGCUUCUCCGGCGAGAUCGACAAGCGCAGAAGGCCAGCCAGCUCUUUUCCGGGCUCCUGGCACUCAACGUGGUGUUCCUGGGGGGAGCCUUCAUCUGUAGCAUGAUCUUCAACAAUGUGGCCAUCACCCUGGGAGACGUCUGGAUCCUGCUGGCGGUGCUCAAGGUGCUGGCCCUGCUCUGGCUGCUUUUCUACAUGGCGGACACCGUCCGCCUGCCGCACGCCAUUCUGUACCGGGACCCCCAUGCAGGGCCUGUCUGGGUUCGGGGCUCCCUGCUGCUGUUCGGCAGCUGCACUAUCCUUCUCAAUGUCUUCCGAAUUGGCUAUGUGGUCAGUCACAUCCACUGCAAGUCCGAGGUGGAGCUUGUCUUCCCUGUCAUCGAGAUUCUCUUCAUCAGUCUCCAGACCUAUGUGCUAUGGAGCCACAGUAAAGACUGUAUUCAGGUCCAGAUGAAUCUCACCAGAUGCGGACUGAUGCUAACUAUGGCUACCAACCUGCUCCUUUGGGUCCUGGCAGUCACCAAUGAUUCCAUGCAUCGGGAAAUUGAGGCUGAACUGGAUGCCCUCAUGGAAAAGUUCACAGGCAAUGAGACCAACACUUGCCUUUGCCUCAAUACAACGAUAUGUGAAGUCUUUCAAAAGGGUUACUUGAUGCUCUACCCCUUCAGCACCGAGUACAGCCUCAUCUGCUGCUCCGUUCUCUACGUCAUGUGGAAGAACGUUGGCCGGAAGCUGUCCCCUCACAUAGCCAGGCCCGGACGGCCCAACUUUCACCUCCACGGCGCCAUCUUCGGCCCCUUGUUGGGCUUCCUGGCUCUGGUGGCAGGGAUCUGCGUCUUUGUCCUCUUCCAGAUCCAGGCCAGUGGACCCUCCAUUGGUCCCCAGUACUUCACCCUUUACUACAGCUUUUACAUGAUUAUCCUGCCUGUCAUGACUCUGGCAUGUUUGAUGGGCACAAUCAUCCAUGGACUGGAAGAGCGAGAAAUGGACACAGUCAAGAACCCCACUAGAAGCCUGGAUGUGGUACUUCUUAUGGGGGCUGCUCUGGGCCAGAUUGGGAUCUCCUAUUUUUCCAUCGUGGCGAUUGUGGCCACUGACACCCAGAAGUUGCUCAACAGACUCAUCCUGGCUUAUUCAAUCUUCAUCAUCAUUCAGCACAUCACCCAAAAUCUCUUCAUCAUCGAGGGUCUUCACCGGCAGCCCCUCUGGGAGGGACCCAUCCAGCCCCAGGGCGAUAGCAUCGAGGAGGGCCCGCCGGGCCUUCGCCGAGGAUCUGUGCUGGAGCUGGGCCAGGGCCUUCAUAGGGCAUCCCUUGCCUACAUCCACAAUUACAGCCACCUCAACUGGAAACGCCGAGUUCUUAAGGAAAUAUCCAUCUUCCUCAUCAUCUGCAACAUCACAAUGUGGAUAAUGCCAGCAUUUGGCACACACCCAGAGUUUGAGAACGGACUGGAGAAAGAUUUCUAUGGCUACAGGACUUGGUUCACUAUUGUCAACUUUGGUCUACCUCUGGGGGUCUUCUACCGCAUGCACUCUGUUGGCGGGCUGGUAGAAGUCUACCUGGGGGCCUGACUCAAGGCAGUCUACAGCAAGGCAGCCCAGUCAUACCUGGAACGGUACCUGCUUCUUUUCACCACCCUUGAUCCCAAGCCACACAGUUCCAGGGGCUAGGAGAAGACCCCUGCCCCAAGCCUCUGUUCCGUCCAUAACCAAGAUCCAAUUAUCCCCCAUCUGAGCAAAGACAGAGA